Limulus polyphemus (Atlantic horseshoe crab) is the source of this 1758-nucleotide messenger RNA. RefSeq lists its product as uncharacterized. The record is from RefSeq and is a predicted model, not a curated record. Gene Ontology annotation, cellular component: plasma membrane. Lineage: Eukaryota; Metazoa; Arthropoda; Merostomata; Xiphosura; Limulidae. The transcript has 3 exons. Bases 243 to 1007 code for a protein of 254 amino acids.
UGCCAAAAAUACCGCGGCGUAUAUAAAUAUGUCUCCAAGACGAUAUGGUGUUAUGCUUUCUCAUUUAUGAUAAUAUCUCGAAUUGUUAUAUUUGGAUUUGAUUUUUGUUCGGUUCAAUAGGAAACGCAGUUUUUCAAUGAAAGGUUAGUAUUUUUUUAUCAGUAGUUCAGGCUUCCGUUACCUCCCUGUAUAGCCUAAGUCUUUGCAGAAAAAUAACUGCGCGAAAUUCUCGAAGAACAGUGAUGUUCUGCGGUAAAAAGCUGCAAAAUUUCCAAGAAACCAGUGUGGGAGAAACAAACAAGCCAGGGAAUCCAACAAAUCACUUUAAAUUAGUCGAGCAGAUGCCUGGAGAAGACUUGAUUCAUGCUAAAACUUUGUGGGAUUAUCUACUACUUCAUCAUGAGCUCAGAAAGAGUGAUGUGAUCAUGUUGCUAGGCAACAAUGACAUUCGAACAGCUGAACAUGCGGCUCAACUAUAUCUCCUUGGUUACGGAGACUGGCUUGUUAUAUCCGGAAAGGCAGGUAACAUGACGAAAGGAAAGUGGAAACGACCGGAAGCACAUGUUUUCCGCGAUGUGGCACUAGACAUCGGGGUGCCAGAAAAUAGAAUUAUUGUGGAAAAUCAAGCUACAAAUACUGGGGAAAACAUUAAGUUUUCUUACAAAAUUAUGAAGAAAUACAACCUAAAGCCAUCGAGCAUUAUUCUUGUUCAAACUCCUUAUAUGGAACGUCGAACAUACGCCACCUUCAUGAAACAAUGGCCUGGAAAUGCGGCACUACUACGUGUAACAGUGACGUCACCAUCGAUUCCUUUCCGUUUGUAUCCGAUCCGUGAUGUUUGUAGUGUGAGAGAAUUAUUAGCAGCGAUGCUAGGGGUUUUACAGAGAAUACAGGUGUAUCCUCGAAUCGGAUUUCAAAUAUAUCAGACUAUUCCUUCUGAAGUUAUUGUAGCAUAUGACGAUCUCGUUCGGACUGGUCGUUAUAACGAUUUUAUUAUGAAAAACUGAUUCUAGGAUUUUAUGUCUAUUUUAUUUAGAAAUUAAGUGCAGAUUAUUUCUUACUGAAGUAUUUGAUUCAAUGAUAGGUGUAACACAACAAAAUGACAUGCACCACUAUUGUAUUGUAAAAAUCAAGCAUUUUUAAUGCCACAUGCAUGUUAUCGUUUAGAACAUCGAAUACACUUGCAUCACACGAUCGUUGAACAAACACAAACUUACACGAACUGUAAAUUAGAAAAAUAUUAUGCCCCCCAGUAGCACAGCGGCAUGUCUGCCGACUUACAACGCUAGAAACCGGGUUUCGAUACCCGUGGUGGGCAGAGCACAGAUAGCCCAUUGUGUAGCUUUGUGCAUAAUUACAAACAAACAAACAAAACAUCUUAUUUAAUAAAUUAGUGUGCCUCAACCAUAAAAUAUCGUAUACGGAACUCUUCAAUUGAAUUGUUUGUUUGUUUGUUGUUAAGCGCAAAACUGUAAAAUGGAUAAUCUACUGUGCCCACCAAAGAAACCAAAUCCCGAAUUUUAGCGUUAUAAACUUAUAAUGCACACUUCAAUAUCAAACAGUUUGUAUGUAUUAACCCUGAAAAAGCUUUAAAAGCGAAACGUUGGUAUUAAUAUAUAUAUUUACAUCUAGAGUGUAAAGGUCGUUUAUCUAAACUUUUACAACAAUGUUAUAAACUUAUAACAUAUACUUCGAUAUCAAACAGUUUGUAUGUAUUAACCCUGAAAAAGCUUUAAAAGCGAAACGUUGGUAUUAAUA